AUGCGAGCCACUUCUCCGAGGAGCCAGGAGCCUCUCCUGCCGCCAGCGCUGCCUACCUCCUGUCCCGGAGGAGCCCUCCUGGCGGUUCUGGUGCUGCUCGCGCUGCCGGCGGCCUGGGGUCAGUGCCAAUCCCCGGUGCGCCUUACAUUCGCCAUGCCUACAGAACCGAUUGACAAAGAUGAGUUUCCUGUUGGGACAUCUGUGAAGUAUAAAUGCCGCCUUGGUUACUACGGAAGAGUGUUCUCUAUCACCUGCCUGCAAAACUCUGUCUGGUCAAGCCCUGAAAACAACUGUAGGCGUAAAUCAUGUGGAUCUCUUCCAGAGCUCAUAAAUGGCAAAAUGGACAUCAACAAAGACACCCAGUUUGGAUCAACUGUUAAUUAUUUUUGUAAUGAAGGAUACCGACUCAUUGGUCAAUCCUCUGCUGCAUGCAUCAUCUCUGGCAACUCUGUCAUCUGGGAUAAUGACCCACCUAUUUGUGAGAGCAUUCCUUGUGGGCCACCCCCAGCCAUCGCCAAUGGAGAUUUCAUUAGCACCAACAGAGAAUACUUUCAAUACGGAACAGUGGUGACCUAUCGCUGCAAUCUUGGAGAGAGAAGAAAGAAACUGUUUGACCUCGUGGGUGAGCCGUCAAUAUAUUGCACCAGUGAAGACAAUCAAGUUGGCAUCUGGAGUGGCCCUCCCCCUCAGUGCAUUACACCUAAUAAAUGCACACCUCCAGUCAUUGAAAAUGGAAUAAGGAUGUCUGAGAACAAAAGCUUAUUUUCUUUACGUGAAAGCGUGAGGUUUAGGUGUCAGCCCGGCUUUGCCAUGAAAGGACCCUCCACUGUUGAAUGCCAGGCCCAAAACAAGUGGGGGCCGGAGUUGCCCAGCUGCUCUAGGGUAUGUCAGCCACCUCCAAAAGUCCUGCAUGGUAAACACACCCCAAGCCACAAGAACAACUUUUCUCCUGGGCAGGAAGUGUUCUACAGCUGUGAGCCCGGCUAUGAUCUCAGAGGGGCUGCUUCUCUGCAUUGUAUGCCCCAGGGAGACUGGAGCCCGUCAGCCCCCAAAUGUGCAGUGAAAUCAUGUGCUGACUUCCUGGACCAGUUACCUAAUGGACAUAUACUCUUUCCACUUAAUUUUCAGCUUGGAGCAAAAGUAUCCUUCUCUUGUGAUGAAGGAUUCCAAUUAAAAGGCAGUUCUGCUAGUUACUGUGUCUUGGUUGGAAUGGAAAGCCUUUGGAACAGCAGCGUUCCUGUGUGUGAACAAAUCUUGUGUCCAAAUCCUCCUGAUAUCCUUAAUGGGAGACACACAGGAAAACCUCUGGAGGUCUUUCCUUUUGGAAAAGAAGUAACUUACACGUGUGACCCGCACCCAGAGAGAGGGAUGAUCUUCAGCCUCACUGGGGAGAGCACCAUCCGCUGUACCAGUGACAGUCAAGGGAACGGAAUUUGGAGCAGCCUCGCCCCUCGCUGUGGACUUCUGGGUCACUGUAACACCCCAGAUCAUUUUCAAUUUGCCAAGUUGAAAAUCCCGACCAAUGAAUCUGAGUUUCCCAUUGGGACAUCUUUAAAGUAUGAAUGCCGCCCUGAGUACCACAGGAAGUCAUUCUCUAUCACGUGUCUACAAAACCUCACGUGGUCAAGUGCCAAAGAUGUCUGCAAACGUAAAUCAUGUAAAACUCCUCCAGAUCCUGUGAAUGGUGUGGUGCACAUAGAUACGGACAUCCAGUUCGGAUCCAGAAUCAAUUUUUCUUGUAAUAGAGGGUAUCAACUCAUUGGUCACUCAGCUGCUGAAUGUAUUAUCUCAGGCAAUACUGUCUUUUGGGAUUCAGAGCCACCAAUUUGUGAACGCAUUCGUUGUGGGCCACCCCCAGCCAUCGCCAAUGGAGAUUUCAUUAGCACCAACAGAGAAUACUUUCAAUACGGAACAGUGGUGACCUAUCGCUGCAAUCUUGGAGAGAGAAGAAAGAAGCUGUUUGACCUCGUGGGUGAGCCGUCAAUAUAUUGCACCAGUGAAGACAAUCAAGUUGGCAUCUGGAGUGGCCCUCCCCCUCAGUGCAUUACACCUAAUAAAUGCACACCUCCAGUCAUUGAAAAUGGAAUAAGGAUGUCUGAGAACAAAAGCUUAUUUUCUUUACGUGAAAGCGUGAGGUUUAGGUGUCAGCCCGGCUUUGCCAUGAAAGGACCCUCCACUGUUGAAUGCCAGGCCCAAAACAAGUGGGGGCCGGAGUUGCCCAGCUGCUCUAGGGUAUGCCAGCCACCUCCAGAAGUCCUACAUGGUAAACACACUCCAAGCCACAAGAACAACUUUUCCUCUGGGCAGGAAGUGUUCUACAGCUGUGAGCCCGGCUAUGAUCUCAGAGGGGCUGCUUCUCUGCACUGUACGCCCCAGGGAGACUGGAGCCCGGAAGCUCCCAGAUGUGCAGUGAAAUCAUGUGCUGACUUCCUGGACCAACUUCCUAAUGGACAUGUGCUCUUUCCACUUAAUUUCCACCUUGGGGCAAAAGUGUCCUUCAUUUGUGAUGAGGGGUUCCAGUUAAAGGGAAGUUCAGCCAGUUACUGUAUCUUGGUUGGAACGAAAAGCCUUUGGAAUAACAGUGUUCCUGUGUGUGAACGUAUACAUUGUGAACCACCCCCAGCCAUAUCCAAUGGAGACUUCUACAGCAGCAAUAGAAACGUUUAUCAAUAUGCAACAGUGGUAACUUAUCAGUGUCACACUGGGCCAGAUGGAGAAAAGCUGUUUGACCUUGUGGGAGAACAGUCAAUAUACUGUACCAGCAAAGACAAUCAACUUGGUGUUUGGAGCAGCCUUCCUCCUCAGUGUAUUUCUGCUAAUAAAUGCACAACUCCAGAAGUUGAAAAUGGAAUUAGAGUGUCGGGAAAUAAGAGUUCACUUUCCUUAAAUGAGAUUGUGAGAUUUAGCUGUCAGCCUGGCUUUGUCAUGAGAGGGUCCAACACUGUGCAAUGCCGGGCCAACAACACAUGGGUACCUGAGCUGCCAAGCUGCUCCAGGGUAUGUCAACCACCUCCAGAAAUCCUGCAUGGUAAGCACAUCCCAAGCCACAAGGAUGACUUUUCCUCUGACCAGGAAGUGUUCUACAGCUGUGAGCCUGGCUAUGAUCUCAAAGGGGCUGCUUCUCUGCACUGUACAUCCCAGGGAGACUGGAGCCCAGAAACUCCCAGAUGUGCAGUGAAAUCAUGUGCUGACUUCCUGGACCAACUUCCUAAUGGACGUGUGCUCUUUCCACUUAAUUUCCAGCUUGGAGCAAAAGUAUCCUUCAUCUGUAAUGAAGGAUUCCGAUUAAAAGGCAGCUCUGCUUCUCAUUGUGUCUUGGUUGGAAUGAAGAGCCUUUGGAACAGCAGUAUUCCUGUGUGUGAACAAAUCUUUUGUCCAAAUCCUCCAGCUAUCCUUAAUGGGAAACACACAGGAACUUCUCUGGGAGACAUUCCUUAUGGAGAAGAAAUUGGUUACACAUGUGACUCCCACCCAGACAGAAGGAUGACCUUCAGCCUCACUGGGGAGAGCACCAUCCGCUGCACCAGUGACAGUCAGGGAAAUGGGGUUUGGAGUGGCCCUGCCCCUCGCUGUGAACUUUCUGUUCCUAAUGAAGUAAAUUGUAGCCUCCCACAGAUUAUGAAUGGAAUCCAGAAGGAAUUGAAAAUGAGAAAAGUAUAUCACUCUGGAGAUAAUGUAACUUUGGAGUGUGAAGAUGGGUAUACUCUGGAAGGCAGUCCCUGGAGUCAGUGCCAGGAGGAUGACCUGUGGGACCCUCCUCUGGCCAUAUGUACCUCUCGCACGAGUGAUGAUCUCAUAGUUGGCAUGUUCCUUGGUAUGAUCCUCUUGAUUUUACCCAUCAUUGCUUCCUGUUUGAUAAUUCUAAAGUGCAAAAAAGGCAACAAUACAGAUGAAAAAUUGAAAGAAGCAGUUAUCCAUUUGCACCCCCAAGAAGGCAGUGGUGUCCAUCCUCAUACUCUGCAAACAAAUCAGGAAAAUAUCAGGUAG
Messenger RNA from Balaenoptera ricei (Rice's whale), 3987 nucleotides. RefSeq names its product complement C3b/C4b receptor 1 (Knops blood group) (gene CR1). Bases 1 to 3987 code for a protein of 1328 amino acids. Lineage: Eukaryota; Metazoa; Chordata; Mammalia; Artiodactyla; Balaenopteridae. The record is from RefSeq and is a predicted model, not a curated record. The transcript has 26 exons. Gene Ontology annotation, biological process: negative regulation of complement activation, classical pathway.